AUGCUUACCAUUUACAAGAAAGCAAACCGUCAUUUGUUAGAUGAUGGAAGAUUGGAUCAUCACGGUAUUCAAGGUGGUCAGAUGACUCCAAUUUAUGGUGCUUCUGGAGCAUUACGUGGAGCUUCUAACAGCAACUCUCCUGCAAAUCUACACGGACAACCAUCCACACUUCUUGUCGUGCCACAGCCAAUUAAUGCCACCAAAAUCUCGUCGGGUCUGACCAAUGGCAAUGGCAGAAAGUAUCAAUGUAAAAUGUGUCCGCAGGGAAAGAUGAUGGAAGCAAGGAUUAUUGAAUACCCGCGAUCAAGUGGCUUGGAAUAUCAUCACAAUUCACCUCUUAUCGAUUUUCACCUCCAAAGCGGACCUUCAGUUGCAUACACAAGCUCACAUGCAACACAUACUGGCGAUAAACCAUACAAAUGCCGCAAUCCUGGAUGUGUCAAAGCAUUCUCGCAAUUAUCAAACCUUCAAUCGCAUUCCCGAAGUCAUCAGACAGACAAACCAUACAAAUGUAAUUCGUGUUAUAAAUGUUUUGCUGACGAACCUUCACUUUUGGAGCACAUUCCAAAGCACAAGGAAUCGAAGCAUCUUAAGACGCAUAUAUGUCAAUAUUGUGGCAAGUCUUACACACAAGAGACUUAUCUUCAGAAGCAUAUGCAGAAACAUGCUGAACGUACUGACAAACGUCCACCAAUAACUGGAGGGAGAGGUGGACAUGGAAACGCAAACAACCAAGGUGCUGGUGGCAACAGCAAUAACAACAACAACAGCAAUGCAAACAACGACAUAACGAUGAACAAUUCAGUUCCUGGUAUGGCAAAUCAAGAACAUCCUUAUUGGCCAAAAGUCAGCCCAGAUUCUGCUGCAAGCAUUACAAACGAUUCCCAUCAUCAGCUUCAUCAACACCAGCAGCAUCACGACUUCCAAUUGGUGAAUGGUCAUGACAUGCAAUCUCAUCAACGUGAAGAGAAUAUUGAAGAUUUACGACAAAAUGGACACAUAAGUGCUCAAUCGUUGUCACUGCCACCUGCUUCCACUCCCAGCGGUUACGAUGUUCAAUCAAAAUUGACAUCUAAUUCGGCAUUUACUCCUAUUAAUUCAAUGCCACCGCAUAUAAACAUCCAACAUCAUCAGUUGUCGCAGAGACCAUCGUACAUCUAUGACGCUAUUAGCUUCCAAAAUAAAAACGUCGCUCAAAACACGGGCAAUGGUUUUCCUAAUCAACUAAUAUCACUUCAUCAGAUACGAAACUACGCUCAUCAACCGAGUGGGCUGAUGGCUGGUGAACACAUACUUGGUGUGAGUGUUGGAAAGGAUAAAGGUUAA
Molecule: messenger RNA, 1326 nt
Organism: Clunio marinus
Lineage: Eukaryota; Metazoa; Arthropoda; Insecta; Diptera; Chironomidae
Source: the annotation of a GenBank genome assembly